CCAACAAGUGAUCCGCACAGUAGUACAGGUGAAGACAGUGAUCAUCAGAGCAACACGGAGAGAUCGAUGACAAUGAGGCCGCUCGUCCUUCUUGCCCUGGCCGUCGUGCUCGCCGCCGGUAUCGGCGGCGCUGAGGGAGCUGGCGAGUGCAGCGUGAGGGCCUCGGCCAUGGCCCAGCAACUGGCUCCGUGCCUCCCGGCGGUGCGCAACCCGCAGUCCGCGCCGACGAGCAGCUGCUGCGUGGGUGUGCGCAACAUCAACAUGAGGAGCCCCGGUUGCGUGUGCUCCGUCAUGUCCGACGUCUUCAAACUGGCCGGACUGAAGCCUCAAGUCGCAAUCGCAAUCCCCAAGCGCUGUGGCAUUGCCGACUGCGGAGGUAACACGUUUCCUUGAUGGCCUACUUAUAAAGAUUGAACGACGUGCGUGCGUGGAAGGCUUUGUGUGGGAAUAAAAAGUCCUGCGGAUGAAUGGAAUUGGCGGCGGAUGUUACGCCAUUGGCCUGCUCUGUUUCAUCCUUAUUCAAACUUGUAACAAUGGAUGUCUUUUUAUAUAUUACUCCUUUCCAAUUUA
Molecule: messenger RNA, 570 nt
Organism: Triticum dicoccoides
Lineage: Eukaryota; Viridiplantae; Streptophyta; Magnoliopsida; Poales; Poaceae
Product: non-specific lipid-transfer protein-like
Exons: 2
Coding region: 67-393 (108 amino acids)
Biological process (GO): systemic acquired resistance; lipid transport
Molecular function (GO): fatty acid binding
Source: RefSeq, a predicted model, not a curated record